AGAGCUGUUUAAAAUGCUUUAGUAUUCUCAGCCAGUGCAGAGCCAGACACUGAGAGACACACACUGCUCACAGCUUGUCCUGCUUAUACAUCUACCUACCUACAGCACUGCAACUUUCUGUACUGGAGCGACACACACAUCGUCUCAUCUGCGGAGGACAGGAGGACAGGAUAGGGAAAACACCAGAGAGGAGCACACUAAAUAUUGUAAUGGCCAACACCGUAACGUCGCUGUGCUGUGUGGUGCUAGCUGCCGUGGUGGUGGCGUACGCUCAGAGACGCAGCCAAACAGGGGCCAGUAUUCAGUAUGAGCGUAUGGGUGGGGACGUGACUAUGCAGUGUGGCUCUCUGGACAGCGAGGCCAGCGUGACAUGGAAGGUUAACGGGACGGACGUGAAGGCACGCCACCGGGAGGAGGGGUCUAGACUCAUACUGAUGGAGGUGGACCUCUCUAACAACGGACUCUACACCUGCUUCCAGAACCCCAACGGAGAACGACGGGACCAAAUCAACCUACGUAUCGGAACUUCCCCUAGGGAACCCACGGUGAUGUGUCGCUCCAACACCUACCCUAAAGGCUUCUACUGUAGCUGGCACCUUCAGCACCCCACCUCCAUACCCACAGACUUCGAUGUCAACGUCCAACACAACCAGAAGUCCCUAGAAGCAACGAGGGAUGCGGUCCAUAAGAACCGCUGUCACGUUAAGUUCCUUGAGGUGUUCAGUAGCUACCCCUACAGAGUCAACGUCACUGCCCUCAACGCCCUCGGAAGUGCCUCCACUGCCAUCACCUUCGAAGAGUUCAACAUAGUGAAGCCAGACCCCCCUGAAAAGGUGGUGGCCACGCCCAUCCCUAACAACGUUCGUCGUCUGGAGGUCACCUGGAAUAGCCCUUCUACCUGGCCAGAUGUAGAGAACUUCCCCCUGAAGUACUUCCUACGAUACAGGCCCCUCAUCAGAGACCAGUGGCAACACGUGGAGUUGUCAGACAGUACGGCCCACACCAUAACGGAUGCGUAUGCAGGGAAGGAGUACAUCGUCCAGGUGGCGGCUAAGGACAUGGAGAUCGGCACCUGGAGUGACUGGAGCGUCGCGGUGCACGCUACCCCCUGGAUGGAUGAACCCAAACAGAUCCCCUCCACCACCGAGCAGGAACCGCUCCUCGACACCACCCCUUCCGCAGCCCCUCCCUCAGCAGAGCCCCAUAGGGCGGGCGUCCCAGUGGGUGGUGCUUCCUCAACCCUCCUCUCACCCCUCCUCUGGUACUCCAGCUAUCUGCUGCUAGGGGCCCUAAUUUGAUGUAAAUGUUUAAUUCCUGUGGAAGAAAUUAAGGAGAGUCUUCUAUUUCUCUGCACAUGUUAAUGGACAUCCUACAUUGAUCAUUUAAUUCAAGUUUCACACAACGUUAAGUAGAAAAUAAAGAGCAACUUCAACAACUACUCCAACAACAACAGCAACAACAACAACAAUAAUAAGAGGAACAACAACAACAACAACAACAGGUACUAACAGACAGCAAAGCUACAGAGCUACACAGAUACAGAUAUCAUUGAUUGAUUGAUUGAUUCCCACGGACUCCAACACAGAAACAGAACUGUCUCCAGGGAAGCUUUGUGGAUCUGAGACUGAUGAGACUUCUGCACAACAGACUGAUUUCAUUCUCCAUCUUUUAUUUUGAUUUUAAUUGAUUUUUGUAAACAAUUGUAUUCAUUAUCCAGUGAUAUUUGAGACACUUGUAAAGAUCCCAAGAUCCUUUCUUUGACAUACAGCUAACUCGUCAUGCCAAAGACUUGUCUUGGAGAAGUUUUCCCACAAUCCUUAGCUUCCUGAAGCCUGUGCCUGUGUAGAAAGGAUGGAACCCGGAGUAUUUGGUAACUCCAGGAAUCUGCAUCUGACCGACCGACAAGAAAUUUUCACAACAAAACAGAGAACUAACUAACACUUUGGAGAAAUCCUGAAUAAGCAUUCUUUACCUGUUAUUGGUUUGUUUUGCGUUCUGCUUCACCUCAGUGAUCACCAAGAGAGUUUAGCUGUAAAAAACACUAUGGAUUUGGGGUUUUUCCAUUGAGGAAAUACAGUAGAGAUCCAUAUUUUUGGGACCUCAGACCUCUUACCCAAGGCUCCAUACAUUUAGGCGUCAGUCCUCCAGAGGAAUAACGCUCUGUGUAAAACACACGAGGUUUUGCCUUUGACAUUAAAUAGACAUUUAGUAUUAUUAUUGUUGUGCUCUGUCAUACAGAACCAGUCAACAGUUUGGACACACCUAGUCAUUCAAGGGUUUUUCUUUAUUUUCACCAUGUUCUACAUUGUACAAUAAAAGUGACCACAUCAUAACUAAGAAACAACACAUAUGGAAUCAUGUUAAACAAAUGAAAAUAUACAGUGCCCACGGAAAGAAUUCAGACCCCAUCACUUUUUCCACAUUUGGUUGCGUUACAGCUAUAUUUUAAAUCAAAUAAAUAAAAAAAUCCUCAGCAAUCUACACAAUACCCCAUGAUGACAUCACAAUACCUCAUGAUGACAUCACAAUACCCAAUGAAGAAAUCACAAUACCCCCAUGAUGACAUCACAAUACCCCCAUGAUGACAUCACAAUAUCCCAUGAUGACAUCACAAUAUCCAAUUAAGACAAAGCAAAAACAAGUUUUUAGAAAUGCUUGCACAUUUAUUAAAUAUAAAAAACAUAAAUUUAAUAAUAAAUAAUAAUAAACUUUAAAAAUAGAAAUACCUUAUUUACAUAAGUAUUCAGACCCUUUGCUAUGAGAUUUGAAAUUGAGCUCAGGUGCAUCCUGUUUCCCAUUGAUCAUCCUUGAGAUGUUUCUACAACUUGAUUGGAGUCCACCUGUGGUAAAUUCAAUUGAUUGGACAUGACUUGGAAAGGCACACACCUGUCUAUAUAAGGUCUCACAGUUGACAGUGCCUGUCAGAGAAAAAAAACAAGACAUGAGGUCAAUUGGCCGUAGGGCUCCGAGGCAGCAUUGUGUCGAGGCACAGAUCUGGGAAAGGGUACCAAAACAUUUCUGCAGCAUUGAAGGUCCCCAAGAAGAUAGUGGCCUCCAUCAUUCUUUAAUGGAAGAAGUUUGGAACCACCAAGACUCUUCCUAGAGCUGGCCUCCCAGCCAAACUGAGCAAUCAGGGGAGAAGGGCAUUGGUCAGGUAGGUGACCAAGAUCCCGAUGGUCACUCUGACAGAGCUCCAGAGUUCUUCUGUGGAGAUGGGACAACCUUUCAGAAGGACAACUAUCUCUGCAGAACUCCACAAAUCAGGCCUUUAUGGUAGAGUGGCCAGACAGAUGCCACUCCUCAGUAAAAGGCACAUGACAGCCUGGUUGGAGUUUGCCAAAAGGCACCUAAUAUCUCUCAGACCAUGAGAAACAAGAUGCUCUGGUCUGAUGAAACCAAUAUUGAUAUUUUUGGCCUGAAUACAAAUCGUCACGUCUGGAGGAAACUUGGCACCAUCCCGAAGCAUGGUGGUGGCAGCAUCAUGCUGUGGGGAUGUUUUUCAGCAGCAAGGACUGGGAGACUAGUCAGGGUUUGAGGCAAAGCUGAACGAAGCAAAGUACAGAGAUCCUUGAUGAAAACCUGUUCCAGAGCGCUCAGCACCUCAGACUGGGGCGAAGGUUCACCUUCCAACAGGGAAAUGACCCUAAGAACACAGCCAAGACAGUGCAUGAGUGGCUUCGGGACAAGUCUCUGAAUGUCCUUGAGUGGCCCAGCCAGAGCCCAGACUUGAACCCAAUCGAAUAUCUCUGGAGAGAUCUGAAAAUGGCUGUGCAGCGACGCUCCCCAUCCAACCUGACAUAGCUUGAGAGGAUCUGCGAAGAAUGGGAGAAACUCCCCAAAUACAGGUGUACCAAGCUUGUAGCAUCAUACCCAAGAAGACUCAAGGUUCUAAUCACUGCCAAAUGUGUUUCAACAUAGUACUGAGUAAAGGGUCUGAAUUCUUAUGUAAAUGUCAUAUUUCAUUAUUAUUUUUUUAAUUAGAAAGCAUUUUUUAAAACCUGUUUUUGCUUUGUCAUAUGUGUGAGGAUAUAUUCUUUUUUUAAAUACAUUUUAGAGUAAGACUCUAACAUAACAAAAUGUGAAAAAAAUUCAAGGGGUCCAAAGCCACUGUAUUUUCGAUUGGAGAUUCUUCACAGUAGCCACCCUUUGCCUUGAUGACAGCUUUGCACACUCUUAGCACUCUCUCAAACAGCUUCACCUGGAAUGUUUUUCCAACAGUCUUGAAGUAGUUCCCACAUAUGCUUAGCACUUGUUGGCUGCUUUUCCUUCACUCUGAGGUCCAACUCAUCCAUAACCAUCUCAAUUGGGUUUGGAUUGGGUGAUUGUGGAGUCCAUGUCAUCUCAUGCAGCACUCCAUCACUCUCCUUCUUGGUCAAAUAGCCCUUACACAGCCAGGAGGUGUGUUGGGUCCCUGUCCUGUUGAAACCAUUUUUUUUUUUUUUGUUCCAGUAAGUGCAAACCAGAUGGGAUGGCGUAUUGCUGCAGAAUGCUGUGGUAGCCAUUCUGGUUAAGUGUGCCUUGAAUUCUAAAUAAAUCACUGACAGUGUCACCAGCAAAGCACCUCCACAGAUUCACACCUCCUUUUCCAUGCUUCACUGUGGUAACCACACAUGCAGAGAUCAUCCGUUCACCAAUUUGGACUCAUCAGACCAAAGGACAGUGUUUUUUAGCUCAAUCAAGUAUCUUCUUCUUAUUGUGUCCUUUAGUAGUGGUUUCUUUGCAGCAAUUCGACCAUGAAGACCUGAUUCACGCAGUCUCCUCUGAACAGUGAGUUGCUGAGAUGUGUCUGUUACUUGAACUCCGUGAAGCAUUUAUUUAGGCUACAAUCUGAGGUGCAGUUAACUCUAAUGAACUUAUCCUCUGCAGCAGAGGUAACUCUGGGUCUUCCUUUCCUGUGGUGGUCCACAUGACAACCAGUUUCAUCAAUGCGCUUGAUUGUUUUUGCGACUGCACUUGAAGAAACUUUUCAAAGCAUUCACUGACCUUAAUUUCUUAAAGUAAUGAUGGACUGUCGUUUCUCUUUGCUUAUUUGAUCUGUUCUAGCCAUAAUAUGGACUUGGUAUUUUACCAAAUAGGGCUAUCUUCUGUAUACCACCCUACCUUGUCACAACACAACUGAUUGGCUCAAAGACAUUAAGAAGGAAAUAAAUUCCACAAAUUAACAGGGCACACAUGUUAAUUGAAAUAAAUUCCAGGUGACUACCUCAUGAAGCUGGUUGAGAGAAUGCCAAGAGUUUGCAAAGCUGUCAAAAAAGCAAAGGGUGGCUACUUUGAAGAAUCUCAAAUAUAAAAUAUGUUUUCAUUUGUUUAACACUUAUUUUUACUACAUGAUUCCAUGCAUGCUAUUUCAUCAUUUUGAUGUCUUUACUAUUAUUCUACAAUCUAAAAAAAAAAGUAAAAAUAAAGAAAAUGCCUUGAAUGUGUAGGUGUGGCCAAACUGUUGACCGGUUCUGUGUUUAUAGGAUUUUGGGGCUCUCUUCAAAAGCUGAAGCAUUAUAGAUUUUGCGAUAGAAAUUUAAAGGUAAUUUCCGAUUGAGCCGACAUGUGCAGAGUUUACCGUUAAUGCAGUCUCCGCUAAAGUGGGAACAUUGCCUUUAAAUGUCAAUCAGCCUGUAAAGCUGAAGUUCCGCGAUGCGGAUUGAAUAGAGCCCCAAGUAGUUUUUUUUCAGACAUUCAGAAUGGCUUAAUUCUCCACGAUCAUAUUUUGUAAAAACUAUGAUAUGUAUCUUUAAAAUGAAAAACAUUUAUUAUUUAAUAAUGUAUGUAUUAGCUUUAGAUUCUUGUAACCUGUACCUAGGUUAUUUUUAUAGAUAUAUAUACAAUGAGAGGUUGUUCAUUAAAUGUGACCAUUUCACAAUGA
This is a messenger RNA of Oncorhynchus nerka (sockeye salmon), 5860 nucleotides long. RefSeq names its product ciliary neurotrophic factor receptor (gene cntfr). Gene Ontology annotation, cellular component: signaling receptor complex; membrane; external side of plasma membrane. Gene Ontology annotation, biological process: cytokine-mediated signaling pathway. NCBI's taxonomy places the organism in Eukaryota, Metazoa, Chordata, Actinopteri, Salmoniformes, Salmonidae. The transcript has 9 exons. Gene Ontology annotation, molecular function: cytokine binding; cytokine receptor activity. The record is from RefSeq and is a predicted model, not a curated record. The coding region runs from base 210 to 1298 and encodes 362 amino acids.